AUGGAGGCGAUCGCAUCCCAGUUCAACAUCGAUACUACUACACUCUCCCUAUGUCGUUCAGGAGUGGCUGAGUUCAUCUUGUCAGGGAUUGAGGAAGCUACAGUGGCUAGGAUGGCUAACAACAAUGGCAUGCCGGCGAGCUCUACCACUCUACGCCUACAUUGUCGCCGCUGGUCGAGGCAGGCACACGCCUCGGCAGCAACCCUCCAGUCCCUCGUCGACGUUGAGUUACGGGGCGUUCUGGCUCACACAUGGGAGGUUUCCACGGUGGAGAAUUUACUGAACCCUUACGGCUGGGUCGAGAAAAUCCAUCCGGCGACUCGAUUAAGAGAAGACUACUCCGUCUUUCGCUGUUCGGCCUGGUGUUUCCGUCCGGAGUGGAUCCCCUCUGCUCGAGAGCUUCAUGUUGUGGAACCGUCGUCCACCGUGGCCGAAAUUCCACCUGUCAAGCGGACGCUGGUGUAUCCCAUCUCUGGCCGUUGGGAGUACACCACAUCCAGGGCUGGACAACAACGACUCCCCUCCUCCCGCUCCCAUGGCCGGGUGGGGGCAGCCGCUUCUGGUGCGCAACACGAGGCAGUCGACAUUGAGGUGUGCGAGACAACACGAGGCGACGCUGCACCACACCCCAGGCCCUCUGAUUUGGUGAUCAUUGAUGACCCAGCAGUUCAAGAGACUACUGCACCUCCCAAGGUGUCUUCCAAGCCGCAAGAUGUGCAAACGGGUUCCUUCACUUUCGAUUCAAAUUUAUCUGUGAAAGAGGUGCUGUUAGCCUCACCUCAAGGCAUGUUGGCCCAGGCUAUGGGCUCUGGAAAUCCUCAUGAAGAUGUACCUUCUGUGGUCUCCCUGACCCUGGUGCAUUUCGAGAUGACAGAAACUCCGGCGCCAUCUUCCGAUAGGUCUGUGGAGGCCCACAUUUCAGCCUUCAUCGCCAUGGGAGAAGCUUCUGUUGCUGCCGCUACCGCCGAUGUUCCCCUGCAGGCAGCAGAUCCUACGUUUGCUGUGGAGAUGACACUUUCAGUAGAAGAUCAUCUGGGGCCGGUUGAGCUGGGGCCUCCCGUCCCAUUUGAGGCCGUCAUUCCUGCCCUUGUCAUCGAUGACACAGAAAAUUCCACGGACCAACUUUGCAAUUCUGCUCCAGCUGCUGAUCUCAUUGGGCUGGUUGAGCUGACGCCUCCUGCCCAGGUCGAGGCUAUCGCUCCCAGGUCCACUACAGAGGUCGAGCCACCUGAGCACCCAUCCUCGUCAAUCACAUGGCUCCCUGCAGAUGAAGUUUUGCCGACUGAGCCAACAAUUGGGACCGAGCACCUUGAACCCGGCCUACCUCUGCUUGUUUACUCUCUCGAUGACCCCGAGCUCAGGCCUCGCCAGUAUCACAGCCGCCGUCCCCAACAGCUUCAUUUGUUGACAAAAUAUCCAAGCUGCUGCAGCAUGUGCUUCCCACCCCAAGGGCACAGAAGUCUGGCAACUGAAAUCUCUGACCACUGUCCACUUGUGCUUGGCCUCACGGAGGGAAUUCAUGGCAAGCGGAGAUUCCAUUUUGAGAGUUUUUGGACUAAACUCCCAGGAUUUCAUGAUGCGGUCGCGGCUUCUUGGAGUGAGCCAAUCUCCGCCACGUGCGCCAUAGAGCGCGUCUCACUCAAGCUCAACGCCUCACCCGUGCUCUCCAAUCUUGGAGUCAACGACAAGUUGGCCAUAUCAAAACUGAACACGCACUGGCCCGUGAAAUUCUCCACCGACUGGAGAUUGCCCAGGAUCAACGGCAACUAA
Messenger RNA from Miscanthus lutarioriparius, 1770 nucleotides. Lineage: Eukaryota; Viridiplantae; Streptophyta; Magnoliopsida; Poales; Poaceae. The record is from the annotation of a GenBank genome assembly.